AUGAUGGUUAAAAAUAAAAAUAUUGAAAUAGAAGGAAAUAAAGCUAUUUAACAUUAAAGUCAAUAAUAAAUUGAUUAAGUUCAAUCUAUUUUUAUAGAAAAUAAAAGACUAUUUGAUGAAUUAAAUAAUGUAUUAAAAUUUAAUGAAGAAUUAAAAUUAUAAUCAAUUUAAUUAUAGAAAUAAAUUGAUGAAUUGAAAUCAAUAAUUAAUAAUGAAGGUAACUAUGAAAAUCAAUUAAAAGAUGAUUUAGAUUAAUUAGAAAAAGUAUUAAAAUAAAAAGCUAAUGAAAUUGCUGAAAUUAAAUAGUUAUUAAGAUAAAGUGAACAUUAAGUUAAAGAUAUUAAAAGAGAUGAUUAAUAAUGGAUAGAUUAAUAAGCAGAAAAAGAAAAAUUAACACAUCAAUUAAAUUUUGUAAAUGAAUUAUUAAAUUCAAAAAAUGCUGAAAAUGAAUAAUUAUCUAAGUAAAAUCAUUUAUUAUAAUCUAAAUUAUUGGAUAAUUAAAAAUUAGAUUUUGAACAUUUAGAAUUAGCUUUAAAUACUAGAGAUAAAGUAAUAGAAGAAUGGAAAGGAAAAUUCUAGAGAUUACCUUAAGAUUUAUAAAAAGUUAUUGAAGAUAAAGUAGAACUUGAAAAUAGAUUUAGUUCUGUAGUUUUAGAAAUUGAAAGAUGGAAAAGAAAGGCCAAUUCAAGUUAAGCUGAAAUUGAAAUUCUAAGAGUUAAUAUUGAAUAAUUGAAUGAUGAAAUUGAGAGAUUGAAUAACAACACAUCAGAUCUUUUAAGUGUAAAUAUUAUUUAUUAUACUUAAGGAAAAUGAUUCAUGGAGACAUAAGUAUGCCAAUUUAUAAUAAUUGAUACCUUAAAUGGUACAUCAUUAACCAAAUCCUGAAACUUAAGCUUAUUAAGUUACACCAGGAAAUAGUUUUAGAAUUCCACCAGGAACUGAUAGAAAUUAGGGUAGCUUUAGAAAUUAACCACCUCCUCUUGACUCUAGAAGAUCAUUUAGAAGAGCCACAACUACUGGUCUAACAAAACCAUGA
Molecule: messenger RNA, 1036 nt
Organism: Paramecium sonneborni
Lineage: Eukaryota; Ciliophora; Oligohymenophorea; Peniculida; Parameciidae
Source: the annotation of a GenBank genome assembly